Molecule: messenger RNA, 3120 nt
Organism: Ylistrum balloti
Lineage: Eukaryota; Metazoa; Mollusca; Bivalvia; Pectinida; Pectinidae
Product: sodium/hydrogen exchanger 1-like
Exons: 23
Coding region: 1-3120 (1039 amino acids)
Biological process (GO): proton transmembrane transport; regulation of pH; sodium ion transport
Cellular component (GO): membrane
Molecular function (GO): sodium:proton antiporter activity
Source: RefSeq, a predicted model, not a curated record
AUGGAUACACCUGUCCUAUGGAAAGCGAACUUCCAGAUCUGCUUAGUGAAGUGGAGGAAGUUUUCCUUUUGGGUUAUAUGUACAUUGGCAACAGCCAGUGUUCAUAUUCCGUCUUUGGAUCACCAUGGAAAUGAGGUCACAGGUCAAAAUGAUUCUGGUUACCGUGACAACAGUAGUGACAUGACAGGAGAUCACCACAGUGAUGAACACUCUCAUGGUAUACACGUGGCUAGCAUACAUUUUGAAUAUGUAGAACAGCCACUUACCAUUGCAGUCUUCCUCCUGAUUGCGGGCAUUUCAAAACUGGGUUUCCAUCAUGCCGACAUCCUGUCCUCACAUGUGCCAGAAUCGUGUCUGCUCAUCAUUCUUGGUGUGGUUGUUGGAGCCAUCAUGAAUGCCACCAUGGAAUUUGAUGACAUGCCACGAAUGGGAGCCACACUUUUCUUCCUUUAUCUACUGCCACCGAUCAUCUUGGAGUCUGCAUACAGUCUCCAUGACAGGACAUUCUUUGAAAAUGUUGGCACUAUUAUAAUCUAUGCAGUCAUUGGAACAAUCUUGAACUGCUUCUUGAUAGGUCCAACUCUCUUUGCACUUGGCAAAAUCGGAGCCAUGGGUAGCGUGGAUAUGGAACUUAUCCCCUGUCUGGUGUUCAGUGCUAUAAUAGUAGCUGUUGAUCCUGUGGCUGUACUGGCAAUAUUUCAGGAGAUUGGAGUUAACAAUGUCCUGUAUUUCUUAGUGUUUGGUGAAUCCUUACUGAAUGAUGCUGUUACAGUUGUACUGUAUAACACAAUGAAAGAGUUCAACGAGAUGCCUUCAGUGACUUCAGAUCAGGUAUUUCUGGGGUUGGCAGCUUUCUUCGUGGUCAGUCUGGGAGGCCUCUGUAUAGGAAUCAUAUUUGGAGUUCUGACAGCAAUAAUUACCAAGUAUACUGUUCAUGUCCGAGUUGUGGAGCCGCUGGCUGUGUUCGUUCUGGCUUACAUCUCCUAUUUAAUAGCGGAGCUCUUCCAUUUCUCUGGGAUCAUCAGUAUUAUAGGAUGUGGCCUUGUUCAGGCACAGUAUGCCUUCCACAACAUCUCACAGAAGUCACAUACUACUAUAAAGUACUUCAGUAAGAUGCAGAGUUCGACCAGCGACUGCAUCAUCUUCCUGUUUCUGGGUAUUGCACUGUUUAAACCAAACCUGUUUGACAGUAAAAACUGGCAUCCAGGUUUUAUACUAUGGACACUUUUCCUGUGCCUUUUGUAUAGGUUUCUUGUUGUGUUUGUGCUGACUUACUUUGUAAACAAGACAAAUCGGAUGAGAAGAAUUGAUAGAGAAGAACAGUUCAUAAUGGCCUAUGGAGGAUUGCGCGGAGCUGUUGCCUUCUCCUUAGUGAACCUUUUAGAGAAUGGUGGACUUCCAAAAGACAUGUUUACCACAGCAACACUUUGUCUGAUCUUCUUUACUGUUUUCCUACAGGGAAUCACUAUCAAACCACUGGUGAAGAUUCUUAGAGUCAAGCUCCAGGAGAAUGAUAAACUUCUCAUCAUAAGUGAGGAGAUCAACAUGCAGGUCACAGAUCACAUCAUGGCAGGUAUAGAGGAGGUGAUUGGUGAAAGAGGAGAGCACUACUUCAGGGAAAUCCUUGAGCACUAUAACAGAAAGUACCUAAAUCUGUGGCUACAGAGAGACCCCGUCAGCAUGGAUGAACACAUCAUGUUCAUGUUUGAGCAAAUUGCCUUACAACAGCAUUUUGAAAAUUUAGCUGGGUCUAAAAUGAUACAAGAUAAAUAUGCAAGUUCUGAAGUUCUUCUGCCAUCGCAGUUGCUCCAAAAGACUGUUUACCAAGAGGAGUGGGACAGUGAUAGUUCUGAGGGCACAGUGCUGCCAUCUGUUACCGUACCAUCUCUACCACCAAAGUCAUUGACCUUUGACCUUGGGGAAGGAGAAGCAGACAUUGAAAUGAUACGCAAGGGAGCUGAAGCCCGAAGAGAUACAUUAGCAAAUAUUCGUAACAAGCCCAUAUUUGGCAAACGCCGAGAAUCAAAACACAUUGAAAACCCAACUGUGAAAGAUGUCCGAAAGAUGUUGACUCCUGUUCGCAGAGAGCUUCCUGCCAAACUAGACAAGAAUUUGAAGAAUGAGAGUAGUGCAGAUUUAUUGAAAUGUCUUCAAGAGAAACAGCUUAGAACAAGAAGGAUGUCUCGUGCGGUCAUGCCAGGUAAUCUGCCUGGAUUGGAACAGAUUCCAGGAAGUGUUGAAAAGAUUCCAGGCAGAAGUUUUAAUGCAGAUGCAGCAACAGCAAACUAUCGGCGUCGUCUCAGCCUUGCUGUUCCAGCUCAGAAAUCCAACUUCAUGCGUGAACGGUCCCCAUCAGAUAUAACAUCACUGCGUAUGAUGAAUCAAUUCAGGGAAGGAGAUGCAGGUAACAGAACUGAUUUUAUAUCUGAAACGCAGCCAAAACGGCCAAACUUGUUUAAAAAGUCACACACUUUGACUGGAACUGAGGGCAAGGAAGAUUUGUCUCCCUUGAUUCGAAGAGCAAGACUUGAUGUUCAGUCUGGCAGUCCGUUGAGAAACUCAACUGGACAAAAAUUUGAUGUCAUCUCAGAAAAUGAAGAGGAGGACUUCUCAUCUCCAGAAAAAUCUCCUAAUAAAAACAUUACCACAAAGCAAAUAACUGAAAUAUCAGGUGUGGGAGAUGAGGUCAGCCCACAUAACUUUGUUGUAGACACUCACCCUCAACCUAGAGUUAAAGAUUCAAUUGAUGAUGGACAAUUGGCUGAUGAUGAAGAUUCAAAAGUUAAACUUAGAUACUCUCCGAAAUCUAGACUUAAUAAGAAACGUAGUUUGUUGCAAAAAACAAAGUCUGUUGAUGGAAAUAACCUUGACAUUAAUGCAAAAAAUAAUGUAGCGUCACUUGGUGCGAAAUCAAAUAAUCCUCGUCCUGUCUCUGAUUGUUCUUCAUAUUUAAGUAAUUACAAAGAAUCUGAGCAGGAAGGAUCAUCCUUAAGGAAGCCUUCAUACACUUCUGCCAUUUCAAUGACCGAAGGUGAAAAAUCUGAGCAUUCCAUAAAGGUAGACAACUCUAUUGAGAUGGAAAACAUAUCAAAUGAAACACAACAGGAGGGAGAAGAUUAA